AUGGAGAUCCACCAGGCCCUCACUGGCUUUUCCUCGAUCAUCAACCACCUCCUCCACCACAAGCAAGGCGAGGUCUUUGCUGCCUUCAGCUAUGCCUGCUCCACUAGCUGCCCCGGCGUCUGCAUCGCCACCUUCAGCCCCAACGCCACUAACCUAAUCUCCGGCCUCGCCGACGUCCUCCUCGACUCCAUCCCCAUAGUCGCCAUCACCGGCCAAGUCUUCCACUGUAUGAUUGGCACCGACGCCUUCCAGGAAACCCCAUCGUCGAUAGCUAUUCGUGCUAAGAGGCUCCUUGUGAAAGGAUGUGAAGGAUUUCUUGUCACUAUAUUAGAUACUCAGGAUAAGAAACUCAAGUUAGAGGAUAUUCCUGUUGUGAAAGAAUUUUUUGAUAUUUUUUCAGAUGACCUGCUUGGAUUACCUCCUGAUCGAGAGAUUGAAUUUUCUAUUGACUUGAUCUCUGGUACGAGUCCAAUUUCUAAAGCUCCUUAUUGA
This is a messenger RNA of Elaeis guineensis (African oil palm), 492 nucleotides long. NCBI's taxonomy places the organism in Eukaryota, Viridiplantae, Streptophyta, Magnoliopsida, Arecales, Arecaceae. The record is from RefSeq and is a predicted model, not a curated record.